UCAUCUACAAUGUGGUGAUGACGGCCGGGAGGCUGGUGAUAGCAGUCGGGUUUGUGAGAGCAUACCUGGCUAGGGGUAGCUAUCACAGUCUAUUACUCAAUAGAAAAGCCUUUGAAAUUCUUCCAAACAGGAGCCUUACUGGAGAUUUUACAUUGUGCUAUAGGAAUUGUGCCAUCUUCUGUUGUCCUGACUUCUUUCCAGGUGAUGUCAAGAGUUUUUCUAAUAUGGGCAGUAAAACAUAGUGUCAAAGAGGUGCAGAAUGAAGACAGUGUCUUUCUGUUUGUUAUUGCCUGGACAAUCACGGAAAUUAUCCGUUACUCCUUUUAUACAGUCAGUCUAUUAAACCAUUUGCCUUACAUCAUCAAAUGGGCCAGGUACACGCUUUUCAUCGUGCUGUACCCAAUGGGAGUGACAGGAGAAUUGCUUACAAUAUAUGCAGCUCUGCCCUUUGUCCGACAGGCUGGCCUGUACUCCAUCAGCUUACCUAACAAGUACAACUUCUCCUUUGACUACUAUGCAUUCCUGACUCUGGUAAUGAUCUCCUACAUUCCACUAUUCCCCCAGCUCUACUUCCACACGAUCCACCAGAGAAGAAAGGUCCUUUCCCGCACUGAAGAACACGAGAAGUUUGACUAACUCUCCACACCACUACCCCAAACCAAACUUUUCAAUGAUCAAAAAAUGCUGCAGACUUUUUGAGUUCCCAGUACAUUUCAUAGAAAAUAAGUAAGAACUAUUUUUCAAAUAUUAAAAACAAAACAAAAUAAAAACCAAAAUCCAGUGUCACAUGGGCCUGGGAUUUUAUAAAAAAUAAAAAUAAAGAUAAAAAUGAAAAAGCUGUUACAUAAAGCAUCCCAGCUGGUCCUUUGAGCCUGGUCUA
Molecule: messenger RNA, 880 nt
Organism: Peromyscus eremicus (cactus mouse)
Lineage: Eukaryota; Metazoa; Chordata; Mammalia; Rodentia; Cricetidae
Product: very-long-chain (3R)-3-hydroxyacyl-CoA dehydratase 2-like
Exons: 1
Coding region: 205-636 (143 amino acids)
Biological process (GO): very long-chain fatty acid biosynthetic process; fatty acid elongation; sphingolipid biosynthetic process
Cellular component (GO): endoplasmic reticulum membrane
Molecular function (GO): 3-hydroxyacyl-CoA dehydratase activity
Source: RefSeq, a predicted model, not a curated record